Toxotes jaculatrix (banded archerfish) is the source of this 574-nucleotide messenger RNA. Its product is annotated as histone H2B 1/2-like. Lineage: Eukaryota; Metazoa; Chordata; Actinopteri; Toxotidae. The record is from RefSeq and is a predicted model, not a curated record. Gene Ontology annotation, molecular function: structural constituent of chromatin; DNA binding; protein heterodimerization activity. Gene Ontology annotation, cellular component: nucleosome. Bases 9 to 380 code for a protein of 123 amino acids. The transcript has a single exon.
UAACAACCAUGCCUGACCCAGUGAAAGCACCGAAGAAGGGUUCCAAGAAAGCCGUGUCAAAGAGCGUCACCAAGACCGGCAAGAAGAAGAGAAAGACCAGGAAGGAGAGCUAUGCUAUCUAUGUGUACAAGGUCCUGAAGCAGGUUCACCCUGACACUGGUAUUUCCUCCAAGGCCAUGAGCAUCAUGAAUUCUUUCGUGAGCGACAUCUUCGAGCGCAUCGCCGGUGAAGCUUCUCGCCUGGCUCACUACAACAAGCGCUCCACCAUCACCUCCAGGGAGAUCCAGACCGCUGUCCGUCUCCUGCUGCCCGGUGAGCUGGCCAAGCACGCCGUGUCCGAGGGAACCAAGGCCGUGACCAAGUACACCAGCUCCAAAUAAACUCUGUUUGCUUUCAACCAGACAAAGGCCCUUUUCAGGGCCACCCACUGUUUCAUCAAAGAGCUGUAUUCCGUUUUAUAAUUUUAUUUUUUCUUAUGCUCCAAUGCAACUACAAGGCAAUGCUUUCAGUGUAAGUAAUACUUUUUAAAACCGUUUCACUUAAUACUUUUUGGGUUGAAUUCUUAAGGUUUAUC